Molecule: messenger RNA, 4005 nt
Organism: Cavenderia fasciculata
Lineage: Eukaryota; Evosea; Eumycetozoa; Acytosteliales; Cavenderiaceae
Product: leucine-rich repeat-containing protein
Exons: 7
Coding region: 1-4005 (1334 amino acids)
Biological process (GO): intracellular distribution of mitochondria
Cellular component (GO): cytoplasm
Molecular function (GO): protein binding; mRNA binding
Source: RefSeq, a predicted model, not a curated record
AUGUACUCUAUCAAUAAAUCAAAGGUAUAUGACUACGAUAUCUAUUCAUACUUUUGUGAUAAUGAAGAAGAGGCGAGGGAGAGAAGAAAGAGAUUGGCAUUCUUGAAACAAUCAGCUGCCAACAUACAUCUCUUGAACAAGGCAAACGCAACCUUACCAACAGCAACUACAACAACUACAUCAACAACAAAUAGUUAUUCAAACUCUUAUGACUAUUGUAGUAGUUGUGAUGAAGCUGAUAAAGAAGAUGAAGAUACUGAAGAUGAAGAAGAAGAAGAAGACACAGAAGAAGAAGAGUACAGCGACGAAGAAGAAGAGGAAGAUGAAAAGGAUAGAAUAAUACCAAUACCAAAACAAAACAAUACAACUGAUUUUGGAUGUUACACCAAUACAACUGUUACUGUUAGUAGUAGUAGUAAUAGUAAUGGUUGUACAACUGCAACUAUAUCAUCAUCAACUAAUAAUAACAAUAACGAUAACGAUAAUAAUAAUGUAAAUAAUAAUAUAUGUAAUAAUAAUGUAAAGAAUAAGAAGAAGAAGAAUAAUAAUAAUACAAAUAAGAUAUGUAGUAAGAUAAAGAGACGACAAAUGGAAGGAAAUAAUAAUCAUCAUGGUAUGGUAAAGAGUCCAAAACCAAUAUACGUUUCAUCGGGAGGAAGUAUGAGUAGUUAUGAUGAAGAUUGUCUGUUUGAAGACUACCAAGAUGGUACUAUACAGCUCGACGGAGCUGCAGAUCUACAUCGUCAACAACAAGACCUACACCACAAACUCAACGGAUCACAUAGUAAUAGCAGUAUUGGAAAUGGAAUCAAUGGCAAUGGCGGAAUCAACGGUACCAACAUGUUGUCACAAAACUCUAGUCACAAUGGAAUCAAUAUACAAUCACAACUCAAUCGUUACACGUCCGAGGAUUUCAAGAGAAAGGAUUGGAAUGAUGAAUUUCAAACAUUAUUGGCUCAUCCAGAUACUGAACAAAAGUUUAGUAAAUUAUCUCAUUUGGCAAGAGACUUUGUUGCUGCUGCAAAGAAUUAUGCAACAAUUAUUAUUAAUGAAUUAUGUUUACCAUAUAAAGAAAAGAGUUUGGCACCUGUUGAUGUUGGUGGUAUUGCAGGUGGUAUGAAGUGGUAUUGUCAAGGUAUCCUAUUCAAGUUUGCAAUGGAUACAAUGUUGAGUGACGAUUGUUGGAUGUAUGGUGGUGAUAUGCCAAGAGAUGAUUAUGCUUCAAAAGCUGCUUCAAAUGAAUUAAAAGGGUUAAUAUCUUAUUAUAUGACUGGUGUUCAAGGUUUACAUUAUCCUCUUAUUGCAUUAAUUGAUUAUAAAGGAUUUAGAAUUAUAGCAUUAUCAUUAUUACCAAUUAAUACUGAUACAAUUAGAUAUGGAUCAUGUGAUAGUGGAACCAUUGUACAUUACGACGUACCAGACUUGAAUACAAAGAUGCGAGAGGCUGGAAAAAAGAUAAACUUGAAACCACAUAAAGUUGGAAGUGAUCCUGAAUUUACUAAAGUAUUAUCAAGUCCUGGUGAUAUUGAAGCUCAUUUGGGUUCUGAUAAUAGAUAUUAUGUAAUUGAUUUUAGUAGAACAUUUCCACCAGAGGCAUUGUUAAAGAGAACAGAUGUAAAUAGAAGAAGUAUAUUUUAUAAUUUAUUGAGACCCGAGUUUGUGGCAAAAUGGAGCAAACCACUUUGUAGUGACGCGUUUACAGGGUGGCAGAGAUUAGACGAGGAGAAACAAGAACACAAUAAGGAGAUUGAAGACGCAACAGAGUAUUUGUUGAACCAGGCAGUUAGAGAAUUGGCAGAUAAAUUGGAUCGAGAUGUCAAGGGUAAAAUGCUUCCAAGUGCAGCUGCCAGUAACCCAGCAUCAAAUAAUUUAUCGGCAGUGACUACUGGAGGAGCUGGAGGAGAAGAUCCAACCGAUUUUAAUGAAAUCAAAACACAAUUUGCAAACAAGUUUCUACCAAUUGUAAUGAAGCGUUUGGAACUUGGUAAUACACCACCACAAAUACUACAACAGCAACAACAAGUCGCAGGAGAGAUUAACAAUACACAGGCGUCAUCUACGAUGAAUGAUUCAAUGGAUUCAGUGGCAACAUCUGCCAGUAUGCCAGACACACCCGUUCGAAAACAUGUUAGGUCUCUGAACCAAGUGAAAAAUGAAACACCCAAAAUGUUGUCAACACUCAACGAAGAAAUACAUCGACUAGGUAUUAAUCUUAGACAUAUGGGUAGAAUUCGUCAUUUUUCCUUAUCACUUAAAGUUCGUGAUUUAUUAUUACUUGAAAUGACUGCAAGAUCAAUUAAAACAAUUAUAAAAGAUGAAAUGAGAUCAAAAAUGAAAGAAGUACAAGGAUUAUCAGAAGAACCAUUUAAACAAAUUGUUAUUUUAAUAUUUAAUCAAGUAUUGGAUUAUCAAUCAUUGAUAUGGAAGAGAAUUAGAGAGAGAAUCAAAUCAAAAUAUAGUUUGGCAUUUAUGAAACUGGAUCCACGUGGGUCUGGAACGAUUAUUGAAGAGCAAGAAGAGAAUUGGAUGGACUCUAUUAAUCCACGAAACUUGUUUGAACGACUACAAUAUCUGACUGGUAUAUCAUUAUCGCCAAUCGCACAACACGAGUUUACACGUGACCCAUUCUCGUUUCAAUUUGUAGAUUCUGAUAUUCAAGAGAUCUAUGCCAAUGUUAAACAUAUGAACAUUGUCGAUUAUGCAGAGGGUAUGGCACUGAGCAUGGCCGCCAAGUCCAAGAGUGGACGAGAGCAGUUGCGUCUGCUUAAAAUGGCCACCUCCAAGUUCCAGUCAUCUCUUAAAUCCAAUCCCGACAAUUUCGACUGUAUUUGCCAACUUGGUAGAACGUUGAUUUUGCAGGCCAAUUCGAUCAAUGUCGUGUCGGGUGCGUUCGGCAAGAACCUCUAUCUCAGAACACUUGAAGAGGCAGCCGCCAAGUUUAAAGAUGCUAUCCAAAUAGCACCUACCAACUGCAAGGCAUACUAUGAGUUGGCACAUCUCUAUAUCCUCAUUGCACAGUAUUACCACAAUGUCCCCUUUCAAGCUCAGAAACACUAUAAAAUGGCGUCGAUCGAAUUUGACCAUGCUCUCCGAUACUAUGAUCAACAACAAUCAAACUAUGUACCACCCAACGCCUCUACAACCAAACACAUUACAAAACGUAUCAUUGUGUCUAGUGAAGGUGAAGGUGAAGAGGAGAGAGCAGAAAGAGAGAGAAUUGCCAAGGAAGACUUGUUCACCACUGUUUUUGCAGACACCAAGAAAUUGUUUGAUUUUGGUAAAGAAGGUAUGUCGAUGUCAUUGAUUGGUGUAGCAAAUAUUUGCGAAGUAUUGGAAAAGCAUAGACCUAGAGAUGUUGGAGUAAAGUUGUUGCUUGGUAAAGCACUUGUCUAUCGACCAUCUCAUCACGAAGAUUCAAAUGAACGUCGACAACAGGAAUUCUUUGUUCAAGCCUACACUAAAUUCAAUCAUGCUCUGCUAAUUGAUCGUGAUGCAGUCUAUGAAGCAAUCUUUAAAAUUGGUAAAGAUAUGUGGAUCAACUCGAAACUAGGUAGUAAACGUCUCUACUAUCCAACAGCUCUCAUCUUUAGACUAUUGGUACAAUAUCAUCCUAGUCCAGACAACAAAAUCUAUUCAAUGUAUUCAGAUUCUCUAAAUGAAAUGAUUAAAUUUAAUAGUGCAAAUAAUGAUGAUACAUUUAUAAUUGAAUUAUCAAAUCUUUAUGAUAAAUUAUUUAAAAUGAAUAAUCAAUAUGUAUUAGAAAAAUUAAAUGAUUCAUUAAAUAAUCAAGGACAAAGUUUAGUUGAUUUAUUGGUAAUGGCAACUUAUUCAAAAGAGAUUAAAGAGAGAAUGAAAUUGGCAAUGAGUGGGAUUAGAUCGAUUGAUUUUCAUCGUACAUCGAUCAAUGAUCAAGUGAUGGGUAUUUUAGGAGAAUUCUUUGACAGCACUGGAACAUUGGCAAGUGACGGAUCAAGGGUUGACAGAGCUGUUGUCAGUGGUUGGUAA